AUGGGUGUGCAAAAUGUACAGAUAAUUUUUGAUGAUCCAAUAGCAGUAUUUACGGCCGGCCAAACUAUUACUGGACKGGUUUUAAUUGUGAUUAGUAGUUCAGUAAAGAUCAAAAAUAUAAAAUUGAAAUUCCAAGGAGAAGCUAAUGUUAGGUGGACUGAAACCAAAUCUCAAACUGAUAAUAAUAAUCAAAGACAAAACCAUUCAGUUAGUUAGUCUGCAAGAGAAGAAUAUUUUAAAAAUAAAUWUUUUCUGGUAGUUGCAAARGGUGAAUCACAAUUAGAAGUCGGUGAAUACAUCUAUCCAUUUAAUUUUUGUUUACCACACGAAUUACCAUCAACAUUUAAAGGUGCUCAUGWAAGUAUAUUUUAUAUAGCAAAAGUCAAAAUUAAUAAACCUUGGAGAAUCAAUAUAGAAAAAGAAAUAAUGUUUGAAGUAAUUCCUCCAAUAYAUUUAAAUAAUGAACCAUCAUUAGCUGAACCUAAGACAGCAUUAGAAGAAAAGUUUUACUGUUGCUGUUGGUGUAAAUCCGGUCUAAUGACAUUGGUUACCUAUAUACCUUAUAGUGGUUUUAUACCUGGACAAUAUAUACCAGUUACAGUUGAAUUGGAUAAUAACAGCAUUGCCGAUGUGGAUAUUAUUAAAAUAAAACAAGAGAUAGUUGAGGCUCGUGUUAAGGGAGCACAUUUAAAUGAAGUAGCUUCUAUUAAAAUAAAAUUGGAUAGUACACCAUUGACAAUAGUUAGCAAUUUUCAUCAAUUAGGUUCUAAUGAGGCAAUUUGUAUUCCUGGAUAUGCUCAACUGGCAGUACUAAGUAGCCAAUUAAAUACUGUGCAUGUACCUCACAAUGCACCUUUUCACAAUCUAGAAAGUGGGAUGAAAUUUGUACAAAACAUCCAACUAUCUGAAUUCCAAGAUCCACCACCACCAUACCAAUUUUCAGAAGAUCCAGAAACAUUGUAUGCGAUUACUUUAGCUUCUAUUAAGAAAUUUUAGAUGCAAACCUAGAACUAACGG
Diuraphis noxia (Russian wheat aphid) is the source of this 1017-nucleotide messenger RNA. Its product is annotated as arrestin domain-containing protein 3-like. Lineage: Eukaryota; Metazoa; Arthropoda; Insecta; Hemiptera; Aphididae. The record is from RefSeq and is a predicted model, not a curated record.